ACGUGCUUCCAUGGCAGCGUGAUGAGGAGAUGUUGGACUGCUAGGCAGAACUGGAGGUUGAGCCGGUGCAGACGAGCACGCGCCAGGGGAUGACGACGGCGGAGAUUGCAGAGCAGGUUGCGCUUAUUACGCGCGAUCCCAUCCGGUCUUCCGCACCGUCAUCUACUGAUGCCGUUUUCGAGAGACGUGCUUGCAUUUCCCGUCCAUACCCCAAGGACUAUGACUUGGAUGAGGAGCCUGCACCCGAGGGAGUAGAUGACCCUGCGCUGCCCAUCCCCAGCGAGAUCGACGAGACACAUGAGGAGGCCGAUGACGUCGAGGCGGAGACGGAGGAGUUGACAUUCUCUUUGCCUCUGCACGGGCUUCUCCAGAGAUUGGCAGUGGUUCGACAAUUGAGGUUACGAUCACCUUCCCCGGGAGUAUUGCAGGAGGAGGGGGAUGUGGCAGCAGCGGCGCAGGAGGCAUCAGGAGUCCCGACAGCGGGGGAGGAGGUUCCAAUACAGGCGACCACUGAGGAGGAGAUAGCGGCAGCGGCGCCGCAGGAGGCCGUUCCUAUGGAUCAUGACGGUGCGAAUACCGAUGAACAGCUCGUGCGGUGCUUCAUCACGGAGGAGGUCGAUCCAGUCAUGGGGGGUUUGACUCGAGGGGCGGCGAUGGAGCUGAGGAUUUCUGCUCCCACAGGGGGGGCGGGGUCAGAGAUGGGGAUGCACUUCGACUUCGACUUGUCAAUGGGCGCUCCACCUACUUGCCGCGGGGCGACAUAGACGGAUCGGGCACCAUCACGGUGUCGGGCGGCCAAAGGUCAGUCGGCCAUCCGAAUUUCGACGGAUUGGGCCUUGGAUUAAUUGUCUAAAGAGAGAUUGACCGGGGCUUUCAUCGGAGCCAUCGGGAAAAAUUAGGGGUCGGAAAGAUACCCCUAAAAUUUCCCGCGCCAAGUAUUGAAACCGACCCUUGAAAUCAACGAAAGGAACGACU
Messenger RNA from Chara braunii, 975 nucleotides. Lineage: Eukaryota; Viridiplantae; Streptophyta; Charophyceae; Charales; Characeae. The record is from the annotation of a GenBank genome assembly.